UGUAGUAUCCUUGGAGUCUAAUGUUUGUAUGCACUUAAUUGUACAUUAGCAAAUGUAGUUUGUUUACAAAUUUUAUAUUACAUUUUAACUAAGCGUAUUUUCUUAAAUUAGACUUUUUAUAAAGAAAAUAAGCUGUAAAUAAUACGAGUCACAGGAAUAUCUUUCUAAAUUGCAAAUAUUAUGUUGUUUUAUGGCAGAUCCUUCCACAUAACAGUUUUUAAAAAUCCUAAUUUAAAAAAUAAUAUAUAGUGAUCGAGGCUCAAAUUAAACAUUUAUAACACUAGUCCUGUCACUUAGUCUAUUUUUCGGUGGUUGAAAAUAAUUUAGAAUUGUAUAUGAUACUGAUAAACUUAGAAGAACAUAUAAAUAUAUGCAUAAAAUAGGAAAGCCUUCUUCCUCACUCCUCUUUCAGUUCAGUGAUAACCCAGUUUGGUUGAUAUGUGUUUUCUUCAAACAAUUUUUCCCCUCUAUACACAUGCAGAAAUUACUUAUGUGUAGUUUUUGCUAAAAAAAAAAAAAAAUGUUAUAGGAACUAUUCCUCAACUUAUCUUCCCAACAUUUAAUUUUGAAAACUUUAAACAGAAAUGUGGAAAUCAAUUUUAUAGUGUUAAAUCUGAAUACCCAUCAUUUAGAUUUUAUAACUAUUAUUAUUGAACUUCAUCACAUAUUCAUCUCUUGUCUAUCCAUCAAUCAGUUUUAUUAUUAUUAUUUGAUCCAUUACAAAGUAAAUUGCAGGUAUCAGUAUACUUCCUUCUCCACAUACUUUAAUAUAUGUCAUUAACUAGAGUUCAGUAUUGAUUUACAGGGGUUUUGUAAGGUUAGUUUACAUACCAUGAAAUGCAAUAAUUGGAAGUGUACCUUUGCUGAGUUUUGACAAAUUCACAUACUUGUAUAACUCAGACUCCAUAUCAUGGUAUAGAUCUUUAUUAGCACUACAGAAAGUUCCCUCAUGCCUCUUCUUAGUCUGCCCCUAUUCCUUCUCUUCCAGAAAAGCUACUGUUAAGAUUUCCCCCCUUCCCACCAUAAAACUUGAUUUAUUAAUUCAGUAGUGCGUUAUAGGUAGUGACAUGCACAUCUAGGUCUGCCUUCCUUUUUUUUUUUCCCCCUCAAAAUUGUAGUAACUUGGGAGUAGUCUACACUAUGGAUGUAUUAUAACUUAUUUGAUCAUUCCCCUCUUCUACAUGGACAUGUAGGCUGUGCUAUAUUUUUCUAAUUUACAAGAAGUGCUGUGUCCUUUAUACCGCCUUUUAUGUAUGUAUACUUGUAUACUCUCACGAGUACCUUUGCCAAUAUUACUAAAAAUAAAACUGCUGGGUAAAAGGGUUUUACGUUUUGAUGUAUACUGCCAAAUUACCCUCCCCAUAUGAUUGUAUCAGUUUAUGUGCACACUGGUAAUUUAUGAGAGUGCCCUUUCCCUGUGUCCUCUCAACAUUGAAUAUCAUCUGUCUUCCUGAAAGUUUUUUAAUAAAUUGAUGAAAAAUAUACCUAGUUAUUUUACAUUUCCUAAUCAGUAAUGAUUAGCCAUUGGAUUUUAUUUUCUAUUUUUGAAUUGCCUUUUAAUGUAUUUCCUUUGUAUGUCUCUUAUCGUUCAUGUGUUAUAAUAUUUUUUCCAUGGAUACUGUAUCUUUUGACUAGGUGUUUGGUGUGUUUUGGGAUCAGGAAUUUUAAUUUUUAUUAAAAUUUUUUGAAUUUUAAUUUUUAUUAAAAAUUUUUUUUAAAUGUUUUGGUUGAAAUUGACUUUAUGGGUUUUGUGAAGGCCAUCCUCAUUCCAAGUUUUUAAAACCAUUGGCUGUUUUCUUCUUCUAAUUUUGCUUUUUAUUGAAAUUAAGAACCAAAAGAUCAUUGUGAAUUGAAGUGCCAGGAAAAAUUUCAUUUGGAAAAUGAGAUUCAAAUUGUCCUGAAUUGAGAGUUAAAUUUAAAUAGAGUUAAGGAGAGUAGUGGGGACAUUUCAGACAGGAGGAAUGAAUGAUGGAAUGUGUUUUUCAUAUUCAUAGAACUGCCAUCAAACCACUUUGGCCAAGAUGAUGAGUCAUACAAAACUGUAUUUGGGGAUAUACUUGUGACAAGAUUUCUUAUAAUUAUUUUGGCUAAUCUUUAUGAUUUUCUAAAUUCUGCAUUCUGAUGUUACCAUUUUCUGUCAUAUAGUAGUUUUCUGUUAUUUUUCUUUUCCCAAUUCCAUAAAUAUUCUUCCUGAGGAGAAUAUGUGGUGAAAUACAGUUGCCUGAAAAGGCAGAAAAGGAAAGGUGGUAUCCAUCCCAUUGGGAAAAUCUGAACAUUGUAAAUAUUUACUCAGUGUAGUUUAAUUAGGAUUGAAUUAUAAUUUCUUUAAAAAUAGUUUGUGCUGUAGUAAUUUACAUCAUUAUGAAAUUAGUCAUUACACUCAAGUUUAGUUACCAGAUAGUAAUCUUUAAAAAUCUUGAAAUACUAGUGUAUCUACUAGUCACAUCAAAGUUUGAGUUAUGAGUUCACCACUUAAUAUAUAAAUUAGUAUGUUGCUAAUGAAAGUACUUAACAAAAUGCCACCCUUAAGACCAAGCAGCAGCAUUGUAUUGCUUGUUGCUCAGGAUGUGUAAUAGUUUCUGUUCAGCCAUAAGCCACGCCUGGUAGAUAUUAACUGACUGGAGUGAUCCUACAACUCUACCAGUUAUGUGUUUGUAGUUGUAAUCAGAUUUGGAGCUCUUUGGACAACCAUUUUCUUCUCUACAACCCUGUUUUAAGGAUUAUGUGGCACUAAUUUUCUCUUACCAGGAUUGUCUUUCCUUGUGGGUUGGCAGGCAGUUAUAGGACUGCAAAAUGGGUCUCCGGAUUCACUUUGUUGUUGACCCACAUGGUUGGUGCUGCAUGGGUUUGAUUGUCUUUGUCUGGUUAUACAAUAUUGUUUUAAUUCCCAAAAUUGUCCUCUUUCCUCACUAUGAAGAAGGACAUAUUCCAGGCAUAGUAAUAAUAAUAUUUUAUGGCAUUGCCAUAUUUUGUCUGGUCGCCUUAGUGAGGGCCUCAAUAACUGACCCAGGAAGACUCCCAGAGAACCCUAAGAUCCCACAUGGAGAAAGGGAGUUCUGGGAAUUAUGUAACAAGUGUAAUUUGUUGAGACCAAAGCGUUCCCAUCAUUGCAGCCGCUGUGGCCACUGUGUGAGAAGAAUGGAUCAUCACUGUCCAUGGAUUAACAAUUGUGUUGGUGAAGAUAAUCAUUGGCUUUUUCUACAGUUGUGUUUCUACACUGAACUUCUUACUUGCUACGCACUGAUGUUUUCUUUCUGCCACUAUUAUUAUUUUCUUCCACUAAAAAAGCGUAAUUUGGACCUCUUUGUUGUUAGACAUGAAUUGGCGAUAAUGAGACUAGCUGCCUUUAUGGGUAUUACUAUGUUAGUUGGAAUAACUGGACUCUUUUAUACACAACUAAUUGGAAUUAUCACAGAUACAACAUCUAUUGAAAAGAUGUCAAACUGUUGCGAAGAGAUAUCGAGGCCCCGAAAGCCAUGGCAGCAGACCUUCUCAGAAGUUUUUGGCACUCGUUGGAAGAUCCUGUGGUUCAUUCCUUUCAGGCAGAGGCAACCACUGCGCGUUCCCUACCACUUUGCCAAUCACGUCUAAACAGAUGGAUGGUGGGCACAGAUGGGUCCUCCAUGCUGGAAAUGCGUUACAGGUUUUAUGAUAAUAGAACUAUGACAGUCUUCAAGUCAAUUAAAAUCCACCCACCAAUCUUAGGCAUCAUAAUGUGCCCCAGGCUUUAUUUUAAUAGUGAUCUUGAUCCUGUUGUGGAACUAAUACAAGAUCUAUAUUUAAGUUUUAAAGCAUGUUUACUUUCAAAUUAGCUUUCCACAGAGAUUUCUAUAAAUGCUUUUGUUAUUAAACUCAAAAGGCAGCGAUUAGGAUGAAAUAAUUGUACAUAAGUUCCUUUUAGUACUGACUGUGUUACAGAUUUUAAUUUAUGGGAAAUUUCAGAUGUUUAUUUAAAUUUUCACCUUUAAGCAGUACUAAUGAAAUCUGAAUUUAAUUAUUCAGAUUUUACAAAACUUGAUAUAUACCUUCUUAUAUGUAAACUUCCUUUUUCAAAUACAAGUUAAAAUACUUAAUACUUCUUUUUAUAUGUGCUGCAAGUUUUUUUUUUUUUUUUUUUUUUUUUAAUGCAGUGUAGAAGUGAAUAACAACAAAGGGCAGUGUUUUCUUAGGAGUUACUUCCUAAUGUUUUCUCUUUUUCUCCUCCCCAGAACCAAAAUAAAACACCACAAAAGUAAAACACCAGCUACCUACCUUAUAAUAAAGAAAAGGUUAAUUUUUUCCACAUUAAUUUUCUGUAUUUUUUCCCUUUACUGUUGUAAUUAUUGAUUGUUUUUAGGAUAUUUGCUUCCAAGAGAAAUUUGUGACCAGUGGGCAUACAUUCCUGUUUACCCUAAAAUUUUAAUGAGGAAAGGGUAGAAAAUUUGCAAUAAUACCAGUUACUUUUCUAGUGCAAUUAUAUUAGAAUGCAUAUGUUUUUAAAAUGCCAGUAUAACUAGAUACUAUAUAAUGUACAGUGUAAAGGAGAAUAUUGUGCUUUUAAAAAUAUAUAUCCUUUUUACUUUUAUUUAUCUACUAGUGAAUCUAAAACUAUUCAUUGGACGUUUAUGUAAUAGAUAGUGGCCAACUCAUUGAAAUUUUAUUUAUAAGAAGGUACUAGUAAAAGUAAGUUAUUAACUUUCAUGUACCUAUAAUCACCUAAAUUGAAAUUAAAUUUUCAUUGGCCAGCUACAAUUUGUAUUUCUAAACACCUUUUAUCGUAGCUGUUAGGAAAUGACCUUAAAAUAAUAAAAUAGAAUGAUCUAUAUUUAUCAUUAGCAUUAUACAAAUUUAAGUUGCUAAUAGUGAUUGGAAAGCACAGAACAUUUGGAUAAAAAGACAUUUAGUGUGCUUUGAAAUAAAUUCAGAUUUUAAAUUUUUUUCCAUUGGAAUACUGCAAAAUCCAUGCUUUUUAAAACAAUUUAUGUACUUACAUUUACUUGAAGAGAAUAUUGAAAUUGUCUACUAUUCUUGGACCAUAUUAAUAUUUUUCUUUGGUUACUUUGGAAAGAAAAAAUCACACCUGGGAACUAAUGAAACAGAAGGUGACCAUUGUCAGCCAAUUAGCUAUACUAUGGCUAGUUCAUUCAGAAAUUGUAAAUAUCUUAUAAAAUAUCCUAAAAUAAUAGAAUCAACUCUCCUCAAAAAUAAUAACAUGUUUUUAUGUUUUAAUUAUAAUGUGUUAAUAUUUUAAAACUUAGAAGUGGCAGAUGAAGGUAUUUAUUGGUGCUAAUCAGAAGCAUAGUAAAUGUAAUAUAAGAAAUAUAUUUAUAAAAAUUAGUAUGUGUGUUAGGCAGUUGGGUUGGAUUUUGUUGUGCAAGCUAACUGACCAAAUUUGACGUUGUGGCAGAACUAUUAAAAGGAAGUAUUGUAGCUAUUAUGUAGGUAGAUAUCAGUUGAAUACUUUAUAUUGUAUAUAUUCCUUUCACAAAAAGACUUUGAGAAAACAGCAGAACCAAGUGAAGACCCUGUACAGAGCUUUAUGGACAUAUUUCACAUAGUAACAGUAGCUACACUGAAAGGUAAUGAGAGAAGUCUAUUUCCCAUUCUAAGGAAAUAUAUUUUUUAUUUUCUUAGAUUUAUCAUUUUUAGGGCAUGUUCUCUUCCUUUCUUUCUCUUUACCCUCCUUGGUCCUGCUCCAUCUGUACCCAUUUCCUCUUAAGUUAGUGGACUACAAACUAAUACACUAGAUAAGCAUAUAAUUAUUUUGUUUGAGUGUCAGAAGUGCUACAUAUCAACAUUUAUAUAAAAAUAUAUAUUAAAGUAUAUCUAUAUAGGCUUAUGAUGUAACUUACAGUAUUCUCAAGUUAGCACAUCUAACCCUACUGUGAGAUUUGUAGUUGUUGUUAGACUACCUGAUAGUAGCCAGUUGGCAGUUUCCUAGGGAUUGUUUAAACUCUGGUGUUCUUUCUGCGCCCUCUUUUGGCUAAUUGAUGUAAUUAUACUGGCUCUAGAGGUUUACUCUCCCAUAAGUAAAUUCUGAACAUGUCAGAGGUACACAAUAAGAAGGCGUUCAUGUACAAAAAUAUAAAGUUUUAUGAAAAUGAAUGUGUCGCUGUUGACAAUGUUAUUUCUAGCUCAAAAGAAUGUGAUGAUUACUUUGCUUCAUUAAGUAUAUUCUUAGUAUAAUUUUUACUGUAAAUCACAAAUUUAGAUCAGGACAAACUAAGCCAUUUCAUGUAUUUUAUUUUAAAUUGUAUUUUGGCAAAUUAAUUCUUGACACUUAGAAAAGCCGUUACCUUAAAAGUUAUUAGAUUAUUAUAAAACACAAAUUUUUUAUAGUUACAAAGGCAUCUAAGUAUCUAGAAUGUCUUUGAAUAUCUAAAAAUACAUUUAGUUUUCUCAUUCUCAAAUUUUGGAAUGAUUUUUUUUUUUUUUUUAAACUGGCACUCUUGACUAAAAACAACUAAAAAGAGAUUAGUAAUUCUUCCUAUAUUUUUUUUCUUUUUCUUUUUUAACUUCUUUGGUCAGAAUUAGACCUCUAGUUGUAGUAGGCAGUUUAUUAUGUGUUCAGGAUAACCACAAAGAUAACUAAAGAUGUUGAGCAUUAGAAAAUAAUUAUGAGUAGUAAGAUUACUAAUGUAAUCUACAUGUUGGACUAAAGCUUUUCUUUAUGAAUUUUCCAUUAAAUUUUAGCCAAAUAUAAAUUAAAGAAUUUUUUACAUUGGAAGAGUCAUUAACUUGGCUUUUGGAGAGGAAAGGUUCUUCUAGGAUAUAGUUGUAACUCAUGAACAAUAUAUAUUAAGUAUAUAAAUAUUAAGUUAGCCUAUAUGUCAUUGUAAUGAAAAUAUUAUUUUACUUAAGUCAUAUUUUAAAAAUUGUGAUUAACAUAAGAGACAGCUAUUUAAAAUUAUAGUUAACAUAUUAACCUUUCUUUCAGAAGAUAAAUAGUUUCCUUUUGUAAUAGUGAAGUAGAAGCUUGAAGGUGUAGUGUAGUGGUAGGACACAUGCUAGGCCUGGGUCCAAUCCCCAGCACCAAAAAAUAAAAGAAAAAUGAAGUAGAUAAUAUCAGCAUGCAAAAAAUUCAGUAUGACAACUUUAUAUAAUUUCUGUCAGAAUUAAUAUCAGUGCAUUUUUACUAAUGCAUACAGGAAUUUUCACUAAGUAUGGUGCCUAAUUCUAACUAUUCUCAGAUUUUCAAGUCACUUCCACACAAGUUAACUAGUUGGAGAUAUGUUUUGCUCAAAAGGGUUUUUAAAUUCUGAAUGCUAAUUACAAAGACUUAAGUUAGGACAAUACUUCCAAGUAGGAAGUGUGAACUAAUUAGAUUAUGACCACACGAUUUUCUAUUGUUAAAUCAUGGGGCAGUUCUAGUAUUCUCACAAUAUUACUAUUAAAUUAUAAUGUGUCUAGCUGUGGUUUAAUAUGGCAUUAAUAUUUGUUAACAUAGCUGCUAGUGUCUCUCUGGACUGUCUGAAGUAUAUGAGUACUUCUCCUGUGCUUCAUGUAUUAAUAGAUUACUUAGCUCAAGUUUACUAAACUGUAGUAACUUCUUUAAGCAAGUUUUUGAUGUGAUCUCUAGUAUACAUAGAUAUAUCUAGAAUUUAUUUGAAGCUUAUACUUAAAAACAUUAAGUAAUUUACAUAGGUACAAGUAUUAGAUUUCAUCCAAGCUCUACUAUGCUUACUUUGAAAAAUUAUAAGUAUUUAAUAAGUCAAGUACAUUUAGUCUGUACUACUUGCUAGUAUUACUAACCAUAUAAUUAACUAAUGAAUGUGUUAUUUAAUGCCCAUAUUUGUUGCUUUCUGUUUUAAGAAUCAACAUCUGAAUUUGUCUGUAAAUGAAAGAUUUUAGUAUACUCUAUUUUUAGCCAUUCUCAGUUGAAUUCUAGAAUCUUCUACAGUAGAGUAUGAGAAAGUAUUAGAACCUACUUGCUUGAAGUAUUUUGAACCAAUGUUAUUGUCAAUGAAUAUUUAGCAUUUCUGCUAUCUUUGGAAUGGUGAAGGUUUAUCUCUAAGAUAGUGAUUUUUCUCUGACUUCUUGCAUUAUCAUUUUGCAAUUUUUUAAUAACAAAAUUCACUGUGUUUUUAUCUGUUUUUCAGAAGUUGCAAAUACUGCCUUCUAGUGCUAAUUUGAAACAGAAGUUACAAUAUUUAAGAUUCUUAAAUCACUGGUAUUACUGAUAUUUUUCAUUAUCAUAAGUUUUACUAUUAUUAUGUCCUUUCCCCUUGAUACUCUAGAUGACAGGAAUCAAUGAGUAGUGAGUAGCCAAAAAAUUGGAGAGAGAGUGGGGAACUUAAUAAGAUGGGGAGACAGAGCAUGAGUAAUCAGCAUCUCAGCAACAGGGUUGACUGUGACAGUUUCUGUGACCUCAUAGAAUCUGUGACCUCAUAGAAUCUUGCUAUAGUCAUUUUAUUUUAGCCUAUCACUUGUUGAUACAAUUUUCUGUAAGAGUUGUUAAUGCAUUUAAGCUUUUAGUUCAAGUUAUUUAAGGAGUUUAUAUUUCUCUUUCUUUUCAGCUGGUCAGACACCUUGGAGAAAUUAACUUUAAGUAAUUUGGUAGUGUAUGCUAACAUGCAGUAUUAAAAUAAUGUGAAAAUGCAGCUAUUUAAUGCAGAGAGGAAAUGAAUAGAUUGCUCUGAGUGUGAAAAAAUAUUGGGACUAUUUUGACAUGUGUCUUGUGGCAAAGAAAGGACAGUAUUCUAGAAAAUUUUGUCACAGAGGAAAAAACCAACAAUUUGAAUGUAAACGGUGGAUUUCACCUUAACAUUUGGGAUAUUUUGGAUUUCUUUCUUGAUCCUAAAGGUCUCCAUUUCUGUUGGUAUUUUAAAUUCCUUAUACCAUGUAAUGUAGUGCUUAGCACAGUUGUUCAACACUCUGGGCUUUUUGGUAUUGAUAGCAUUAUAUAUAUAAACAAAGAUGUGGACAAAACAACAGCAACAAAAGAUGUGGGUUUUUUUGUGGCUUUGCUUGCUUGCCUGUUUGACUUAAAACAGGGUUUGAUUGUAACUGCUAAUUAAAGGGAAAGCUUAUCUGCAUAUUGCAAGCUCUGUCCUCUUGCCAGUAUGCAUGGGUGAUACUUUAACCUACUGGUGCCUGAAGUUAGUGUUUUACAACUUCAACAACUAAAACAUCCUGGUGCUAUUCAUUUUAGCAUUGAGUGACAUUUUUAAUUCCUGUACCAAAGAGUUAAUUUUCUUUUUGGUUGAGAGUUUUCUCGUGCAUCUGUGUUUAUAAAGUGGAAGUGAAUAGUACUAAGAACAUUUUUAUUACUAGGUCUUACUUUUUGCAACUGCUGCCUUGAUUUAAUGAUUUUAAAUGUUCCUCGAUGGAUUUUUUUUUCUUCCAGUUAAGCAGGUUAAGUAUGGAUAUUAAUUUUGUAUUUUAAUAUAGCUUGGCUACUUUAAAAGGUAGUUUAAUAGGCUAAAGUUACAAAAGAUAGUUUAAACACUUUCGCAAAAUUAUUUUUGCUUUUUUUCUGUAGCAGUUAAUAAAAAAUAGGAAGAACAACUAUGCUUUUAUUUCUGUAAUGAGUUAUAUAGCAUAUAGUGAUAACUGAAGCAAAGUGCUAAAAUGAAGGAUUAGUAGCAGGUCUUUUUUGAUUACAAAUUAAGAAUUUAGCACCUCUGUGUCUAUAAUCUUUAGUGGCUUUAAAGAAUACUAUUGCUAUUUGUCUGUUUUGUGAAUAAAGAUAAGUAAAAUUAAAGAAUACUUUUAAUAUACAUAUAUAUGAAGCGUGUGUGUGUGUGUAUACACACAUGUAUACACAUACUUUGCCAAUAAGAAAUGUAAAUAUACCUUGAUUUAAGCAAAACUGCUAAUAGAAAAUUAAACUUUACCAAAAAAAGAAGAACAAGUCUGGAUAUUGUUACUCACUUUACAUGAAAUUUCAGAGUAAGGAUAUUUUUAAAACUAAUUUUGCUUAGUGAUUCAUUUUACAAAAUGGAAACAAACACUCUUUAAAUGUACUUGUAAUUGUCCAGUUGUAACACUGCUAUGUAUAUACCGUUUUGGUUCUCUAUUUCUUCCCCUUAAGCUCUAAAAACACUCAUGUAGUAUUUUUAAAACUAGCUGAAAUGGUUAAUCAUUCUGGCAAGAUGAUGAUAGAAUAUAUGUGUUGAAAAGUAGACAAUCACAUUUGAAAAUGUUUUGCUUUAUUUUUGAUCAGCUGAAAUCAAUCUUUCCUUGAAUAUAUAUUUUAUGUGUGGGUUUGCAGUGAAUUCUGAAUGGAAAAAAAGAAUCAAGUCUGAAACUUAUAUGAAACAUGACUUCAGAUCAUUUGAAUGAUAGCCAGGAAUCAAGAUGAGCAUAUUCAAGGUGAAAGCAAAAUUUGCUUAAAAGCAAAAUGGGAUGGAGUAACAUUAUGGAUCUCGCUAGUCUGCCAAGAAUUAUUUCCUAGAUUUGUUGUCACUGUAUUAGUUCUGAGUAAUUCAGCUUAUUUAUGCAUGCUUUAAAUUAAUGUGUCUGAUUACAUUUGUUUUUCAAGUUAUGGGUAGUGGAGAAUUUGCCACCAUUUUUCUCAGAGAGAAUAUUAAAAAGUAAAUAAAACAGUACUCUACUUUAGCAUAGGUAGAGAAAAAGAACUUAAAGAUUAUAAUAGGAAGAUUUCUACUACACUCAGAAACACUCAGAGAAAGGUGUGACAUGGGGUGACAAGAAUGGGCUCUUGGGAGGACUGAAUGUGUGUCAAUCGUGCUCUGUGAGCAUGUUUUAUGUCCCAGGAAUUAGUCUUUUUUCUUUGUUUAUUUAACCUGACUAGCAACUGUAAUGAAUAGACAAAAUCUGUGUUAUUUGGGGGCUUCUAAAAUUUUAUGUCAACUCCAAAUCCUACCUGACAUUGUAUCCCUAAAAUAAAAGACCUGUCUGAUAUUUUAAUAAUAGUAUGUUCCAAGUACCAUAUGAAGAUCCAGUUUUUAAAUUUGUCAGGCAUUUUUUUUUUGUUGUUCAGCCCAUAAUAUGUGUAAAUCUGAAUGUUGUUUUCCUUUAUUAUCUACUAUCUUGCCUUGUCUAUUCCCCUGAGAAAAUUUAAAGAAAAUCCUCACUAACAUUUCUAGUGUUGAUGGUAAUAAGGAAAUAAUAGAAUUAAAAAUAUAGAGAGAAGAGGGAGAAAAAUGGUUAAAAAUAACAGGUGUGUGUGUCUGAGAUAUAAUUGUAUAAUUGAAAGGUCUACACUGGUUCUUAAAAUGAAAAACAAACCAGGUAUCUACCUUAAGAACAAUAUUGUUGUCCUUAAUUUAUUUAAGUGAUUUGGUUUUUUAUUUUGCUGAUUAUUUUUAAUUUAAAUUGUGAAAUUUUUACUUCUCUCAAAAUGUGUUAUGUACUGUAUUUUUAGAAAUAUUAUUUUUAAAUAAAUAUUUUUUAAAAACAUA
This is a messenger RNA of Marmota monax (woodchuck), 11345 nucleotides long. It is a transcript of the gene Zdhhc21, whose product is annotated as zinc finger DHHC-type palmitoyltransferase 21. The coding region runs from base 2794 to 3591 and encodes 265 amino acids. Gene Ontology annotation, molecular function: protein-cysteine S-palmitoyltransferase activity. The record is from RefSeq and is a predicted model, not a curated record. The transcript has 8 exons. Lineage: Eukaryota; Metazoa; Chordata; Mammalia; Rodentia; Sciuridae. Gene Ontology annotation, cellular component: endoplasmic reticulum; Golgi apparatus. Gene Ontology annotation, biological process: peptidyl-L-cysteine S-palmitoylation; protein targeting to membrane.